AUGGCAAUCUACAAGCGCACAGAACUGUUAACAACCCUAAAACACGUAGGAACCCUCCUGGUAGAUCCUGACGUAGUACAGAACGCAUCAUUUCUUGCGUUGUUCGAUCGUUUCAAUGUACGAGUGCUCAAAUUUGAUGAGGACGAGCUCAUAUGCAACGAUGAUGUGGCAGCAAUACUUACGGACAAGAGAGGAGUGUUUGAGGAUUAUUUCACGGUUGUGUUGGCUGAUGGGAUUGAGUUUAGGUAUCCUUUUGUUUAUGGAUGGGUUAGUUGGGAUGUGCCUGGUGUGAGGAUGGUUAGGAUGUGUGAGAUGGGAGAGAGAAUAAGGGAGAUGAGGAGGAUGUGUGGGAAGGAGGAAGAGUUGGUGAAUGGUAGUAGAGGUGUUGGUGAGCAGCGUGUAUGCAGCGGUAGUGAGGUAAUGGGCAUGGAGGGCAGUUCUGUUAGCUUGUCCGCAUUUUCUAGGUCUGACAAGUCCUUGAUGGACCUGCUCAUCAUAAAACGUGAGAAGCACACACAAAGAAAUAUGCAGCGGUACAUUCAGCACCUGAAGAAAUGUGCAAUGAGCCUUUUUGCUGGUGCAAGCAUGGGGCGUAUAGAACUGUUCAAGAAGGGGUCAUCCACAAAGAGAAAGCUGUCAUCAAAACAGCAGCAAAUUAUAAAACAGAACGAGGAGCGAUUGAAGAAAAUAAAUGAGCAGAAGGACGGGACAUUUCUGCGCAAUUUCUUUGUGAAGUUCAAAAGCAUGUCGUUCACACGGAAGAGGAUGGCGCUCGAGAGCGUGCGUACCGAGUCAGCGGUUGUAAACCGGCGUAUUACGCUGCUCAAGAUCGAGUACUACCUUGACAGGUGGAGGAUUGAGAGCAGAAAGGAAAGGGUCGAUGAGAGAAUGCUGGUUGAUGUGUAUGUGAACUGCUUGGCGUUCUUUGAGAUCGAGGGACGGGAGAGGAGCGAGUGUGAGUACGUGGAGAGCGUGAUGAGGGAGAUAGGAUUUGGUGCUACGGCUGAUGAAUUGCUUGGCAGGGAUGGCGAGAUG
Molecule: messenger RNA, 1035 nt
Organism: Vavraia culicis subsp. floridensis
Lineage: Eukaryota; Fungi; Microsporidia; Pleistophoridae
Exons: 1
Source: RefSeq, a predicted model, not a curated record